Messenger RNA from Westerdykella ornata, 1188 nucleotides. RefSeq lists its product as uncharacterized. The record is from RefSeq and is a predicted model, not a curated record. The transcript is spliced from 2 exons. NCBI's taxonomy places the organism in Eukaryota, Fungi, Ascomycota, Dothideomycetes, Pleosporales, Sporormiaceae. The coding region runs from base 1 to 1188 and encodes 395 amino acids.
AUGCCUCUUUCACAACGCAGACGUCCACCGCCACUGGUGCUUCUUCCAAGGCAGACUGCCACGCCAACUGUCCCUGCCGAGGCGGAAGAUGGAGAAGAAGGGCCAGAGAGCCCAGAUUCUGUCGGUACCACACCUGGACCGGACUCGCCCGAUAGCCCUUCCACGUCGCCAGCCUUGAACGGGGAGGAAGAAAAGGAAGACGGCGAGAAGGAAGGACAGGAAGGCGACAAGGAGAAAGCACCGGCGUCCACUGCUCCGGAUGCAACAACAACAACAGCUACUCAACCUUCUCAGACCGGAUCCAGCUCUCAAAUAAGUUCACCGCCACACGUCACCAGGCCUCCUUCAGUGGUUGAUGACGGUGGAAACCCGCCUAACCUAGCUCUUCCUCUUCCGUCCGAGUCGCCUACUACACCCACGACAACAUUAACACUGCCAGCCUCUCCUACGUCUACAGCGCUUCCGGGAGUCGGAUCUGGAGGAGCUAGCGCAGACACAAGUCCACCACAGAGGACACUGCCCCAUGAUGCGCAUUCAAAAGGCCUCAGUAAAGGGGCGGAAGCGGCACUGGUGACCCUCACAGUACUAGGAACAAUAGCAGUACUCGUAGGGCUUCUGUUCUGGUUGCGUAAACGGCGCCGGGCCAAACAGGAGGACCAAAUGCGGCAAACCGAGGAUGGAGACACAUUUGGCCCGAAUCCGGGUGGUUUACAAGCCCCAGAAAUGGUGCACUCGUCGCACCUUACCCGCACGACGACGACAACAACAAACUCCCUGUUUGCAGCCGCAGAAUAUCAGCGGCCCGAAACCGUCUCCACGGACAAGGCGCGAUCGCGUAUCCCGGAUCCUCAGCCGACGCCGAAUCCAUUCGCCGAUCCUCCGCUGAACAAAGCGUACGAUAUGCUGCGUGGGAGGCCGAGAUCAACGACGUUGACGGAUCGGGGGUCGUGGAUCAAGAAUCCGUUCAAAGACCCCGUCAGUGAGCGGUUUGAUCCGUUCGGUGAGCUGCAGGAGAAGGCUAGGCAGGAGCGGAUCAAGUACAUGGAGGAAAUGCAGCGGGAGCAAGACUACCUUGGGCGAGAGGAGUCGGGGGCUGUGGACGACGAGGCGAGGAAGGGAAGUAGUGUUACGGUCGAGGGGUUGGGAGUUUUGGACCGAAGCGGGGAUAGUCGAGGGUAUCCUCGGUGA